AUGUGCUAUUUUCUAGGGUACUUGAGGUCACGUCCAAGUACUUGCCGAGAGGCCUGGUACUGGACGAAGAUACAAAGAAGGGUUGAUGGAAUCAUGGACUGUGCGGCUCGAAAAGGGAGAGACUUCUAUGGCCCAGAGGAGCGGUCUUUGCGUUUAUGUUGUUUGUUGCGGAAGUCAGCAGGCGUACGCAGGCUUCCUGGUCACACAUUGUGUGUUGUUUUGAAGCAGCUUGAGGUGCGAUGCUCCAGUGAUGUGAGAUGGAGAACAGAUGUCCCAAGCAGGAUUCCGACCUGCCAUAGUGCACCAUGA
Durusdinium trenchii is the source of this 309-nucleotide messenger RNA. The record is from the annotation of a GenBank genome assembly. Lineage: Eukaryota; Dinophyceae; Suessiales; Symbiodiniaceae.